Megalobrama amblycephala (Wuchang bream) is the source of this 3700-nucleotide messenger RNA. It is a transcript of the gene rhcgl1, whose product is annotated as Rh family, C glycoprotein, like 1. Gene Ontology annotation, cellular component: plasma membrane. Bases 94 to 1512 code for a protein of 472 amino acids. Gene Ontology annotation, molecular function: ammonium channel activity. NCBI's taxonomy places the organism in Eukaryota, Metazoa, Chordata, Actinopteri, Cypriniformes, Xenocyprididae. Gene Ontology annotation, biological process: ammonium transmembrane transport; ammonium homeostasis. The record is from RefSeq and is a predicted model, not a curated record. The transcript is spliced from 11 exons.
AUGACAAAAGGUGAGUCACAUGCAUGUUCCUAUUGAAAGGAAUUUCACGGUCAUCUCAAGAACCUCUCUUCGGGAAAAUCUGCAAGACUUAAAAUGACCAAAAACACCAAUAUUCGAAUCAGUCUACCAGCAGUUUGCUUUGUCUGGCAGAUUGCCAUGAUCAUCCUGUUUGGUGUGUUCAUUCGUUAUAAUGAGGAGUCUGACACCCAUUGGAUCGAACACAAGAGAAGAAAAAAUAUUUCCACGCAUUUAGAGAAUGACUUUUACUAUAGAUAUCCAAGUUUUCAGGAUGUGCAUGUGAUGAUCUUUGUUGGUUUUGGAUUUCUCAUGACCUUCCUUAAGCGUUAUAGUUUCGGUGGAGUUGGCUUCAAUUUUCUCAUCGCAGCUUUUGGAAUUCAAUGGGCUCUGCUGAUGCAAGGCUGGUUUCAUCAUCUUGACAGUGAUGACUGGAAAAUAAAAAUUGGGAUUGAGAACCUCAUCAAUGCAGAUUUCUGUGUGGCCGGCUGUCUCAUUGCAUAUGGCGCUUGUCUUGGAAAGGUCAGUCCAGUGCAGCUGAUGGUUCUUACUCUGUUUGGAGUCACCCUGUUUGCAGUUGAGGAGUAUAUCAUUUUAGAACUCCUUCAUGUGAAAGAUGCUGGUGGUUCUAUGGUCAUCCACACUUUUGGAGCAUAUUAUGGUUUGACCAUAUCUUGGAUCUUAUAUCGACCAUUGCUAUCUCAAACCAAACAUUUACAAGGAUCCGUAUACCACUCCGAUGUGUUUGCAAUGAUUGGCACUCUCUUUCUUUGGAUGUUCUGGCCCAGUUUUAAUUCUGCUAUUGCAGAUCAUGGAGAUGGGCAGCACAGAGCUGUUAUAAAUACCUACCUCGCACUGGCCUCAUCAGUUCUCACUACCUUUGCCAUUUCAAGUCUCUCACAGAAACAUGGAAAGCUUGACAUGGUACAUAUUCAGAAUGCUACCUUGGCUGGUGGUGUUGCGAUGGGAACAGCUUCAGAGUUCAUGAUAACGCCUUACGGCUCUCUGAUAGUGGGAUUCUGUUCAGGCAUUGUUUCCACACUUGGAUAUCUGUUUCUGACUCCUUUUAUGGAAAAAACUCUGAAAAUACAAGACACUUGUGGUAUACAUAACCUGCAUGCAAUGCCUGGAGUUAUAGGUGGUAUUGUUGGAGCUAUUACUGCAGCUUCCGCCAGUGAGUCAGUUUAUGGAAAAGAAGGGUUGAUUAACACUUUCGACUUCAAGGAUGCCAUUGCUAACAGGACAGCCAGCACUCAGGGUGGUUACCAGGCAGCUGGUCUCUGUGUUGCACUAGCAUUUGGCCUUGCAGGUGGAGCUUUGGUUGGAGGGAUACUAAAGCUGCCAAUCUGGGGAGACCCAGCAGACGGUAACUGCUUUGAUGAUGAAGUUUACUGGGAGGUUCCAGAGGAUGAGGAUGAUGAUAUUCCUGCCUCAAGACACCUAGACAUGAACCAUGUAAGAAACAUGGCAGAUGUAUAUCAACGAAGUAAUGUGUAGGGGGAAAACCGCCUUAAAACGCCACUUCCUGAAGAACUCUGAAUGAUGAUUGAAUAAGAAUCAUGAAAGAUUUACAGACUGAUUAGAUAAGCUACUCAAUGGAAUUUUUUAAGUCAGUCAUGUGCUGUGGGUUAUACAAUGUCAUAAUCCUAAGGCAUCUUGUCUAUAGCACCUGAAUAACCAGUGUUGCCACUGCUGCUAGUGCUUCCGCAAAAACCUUUCCAAACAGUAGGGUUAUUUCCUUUUUGAAUUCUUUACAUUCCUACACCAAUGAUGAAACUUCAAAUAAUCUUUGUUCGUAAUGUGACUAUCUAUACUGAUUCGAGUUUUGUCAUUGUAUUGUUAAUAAUCAACAUAUAAUUAAUCUGUUCAGUGAAAGAAUAAGAACAAGAUUGAUUGACUGCAUGACAAGCUAACUACCCAUGUUAUUUAACAUAGUGAUAAAACCUACCCAAUAAAGUCAAUUAUUUUUUGUCAUAUAUCGAUUUCAUAGGUUUUUAAUACUUUUGAAUGCUAAAGGAUGUUGAUGCUAUAACAUGUGAUCGACUUUGACAGAUGAAUUUGCAUACUUGCCCGAGGCCUCUAUUUGAAGGAACUCAUUGUGAGCAAAAAAGAAACUUCCUACUGUCUGGAAUGUUGAGAGUUACUGAUCCAUCAAAUCUAUUUGGGCAAAAGUCCAAUUUAUUAAAAUAAUGAGUGGGUCACUCCUAUCGGACAGCAUAAGAUCUCUCUAAAUGAUAUCUUGGAAUCAUUAUCUUGUCACUACAAUUGUUGCCUACUAACAUUGAUAUUCUCUUUUAUUCUCCCUUCAUUCUUUCUCAGCCUCAAACCUUUCUAACAUUGGGAGUAUUUGUCACACCAGAGAAAUGAAUGUUUGUGAAAUUUCUUUGUUUAUGAAAGCUGUCAUGGGUAAAGUUAUGGUUAGGUUUGGAGUUAGGGAUGCUGUUUAAAAAAAAAAAAAAAGAAUGUACAUGCAUAAAACUAAGAAAAGAGAACAUGCUCUAUGGACCAGUUUAGCUACACAGCUGGUGUUUUUUUUUUUUUUUUUUUUUUUUGCCCUAAUUGACCUAAACUAUUUGCCAAAAGGAAGCAUUUAAAAAGUGGUAACUACAGGAAGGAGGCAACAAGUAAGAUAGCAAUUUUAGCUAGAGACCUUGAGAUUGUACUCUGAUAAUAGCCAACAAUGCUCUGUGCAGACUAGAUUAUGUGUUGAUGUCUGCCCUUAAAAUUGACAGAUGCAACUUGUACUGUAUAAGACAUUUUACUAAUUUAAUAAAAAAAUAAUAAUGUCAUGCAAUUAUAAAAGACAUUCAAAUACAUGUGAUUUAACUGCAAAAACGGACAACACACACCCUAAUUUUUCUUGUUUGCUGAGUUGUUAGCUGUUUCUCUUAAAUGAAUUCCUUUAUGAAUCUCCCCAUUUAUAUCUUUUUCACCUGUUAAGUUUCAUUAUUUUCAUAAUCUUUUUCAUCUGUUAAGUUUGAUUAUUUUCAUUAUAAUCAUUAUCUACAGUGCUGUUGUAAUAAUAUUGUACAACCAGUUUGUCUUUCUGCAAGAGCUGUUUACACUUGGACAGAAAGUAAUUGGCUGACUGAUUGUUGGUGAAUUUCUACUCUGAUUAAAGGAACUAGAUUGAGGGUUAUAAUUCCCCCCCCUUCAGACAACCUCGUGAAAAUGCAAAUAAAUUGCUAUAAUUUUUUCCCUGUUUUUUACAUCAGAACUGCAAGUCUUCAAAGUGGAUGAAAAUGAAACCUUCUCCUUAUUACCCAACAUUUUGGCAUUACAACUGAAAAAAACUGUGUGUUCCAUGUAAAAUUUGUAAGUCACCCUAUACUUCUGUUGUAUAUUUUGUGCGGAAUACAGUGUAAUGAAACUUUAGCCAUGAAUACGUUUAUGAACAUAAUGAUGUAUGUCAACAUAAAUAUAAACAUAUUAAUGCAUGUUAAAACCUCUCCAUGGCCCAAAAGGGUUAAGUUAUCACAAUAUCCAUUCUCAAGUUGUGGAUCAAGAUGUUCAUGUUCUUUGCUUAUUUGGCAAUCUGUGAUGCAUCUAUGCAAUGUUUCCUUUCUAGUGCCAAAGAUGCAUAGAGCUUCCUUUUCAAGUCUUACAGUUUUUAUUUUAUUUAUUGUAACUGCUUAUAUGUAUGAUAUUUUGAAAAAUAAUGACCAAAAUUAAAGAGUAGAUUAUA